Spirodela intermedia is the source of this 6234-nucleotide messenger RNA. Lineage: Eukaryota; Viridiplantae; Streptophyta; Magnoliopsida; Alismatales; Araceae. The record is from the annotation of a GenBank genome assembly.
AUGCCGAGGCUCUCCGGGCAGCAGAAAAGAAAGAAGCACUACCGCCCCUCCGUAAUACCUUCGAAUCCCUCUCUCUCCCUCCCUUUCGGGUCAUCUGUUUCUUUGUUUUUUGAAGGACGAUUGACUUGCUCUCGUGCCUGUUCUGAUGUUUUUCGUUUUUUCAGGGGAAGAAGAGGGAGGGAAAUGCCGCCAAGUUUAUCACGAGGACGCGCGCCGUCCACUAUCUCCAGCUUAGUCUGCCUAUGUUCAGGUACUACCAAGGGAGUGGUGGGGGGGGGGGGGUUUGAUAGUGCGAUUGUGGAAGCCUACAGUUUGAGUUAUCUUUCCUUGCGGACUGUUAUCAAUAUGUAACGCCCCUGACUCCGGAUGCGGUGAUUAGGAAAGUUUGGCAAAGUUGUUUGCGGAUUAUGGACCUUCUAGUCCUCCAUAUAUGGCAUGAUAUAUUUCCAGGUCGUACCACUUUGAAUUUUUCAAUAAUCUGAGACGGUGUCUGACUUUCAUUUUUUAUUUAUAAUCAUAAAACAGUAGUUACGUCUCCAGACGAAUAAGAUUGCUCCCUGCAUUUAGGUUAUGAUGAAAUUUCUUUUUUCUCCUUGUUUUAUGACUUUUGUGGCAUUUGCAGCACCUUUAUAGCAUUUCUCGUCAUGCUUAGAUUUGGCACUUUAUUUUUUUCGUUGCUUUGGGUGCUCAUUUAUGUUUGUUUAUGCAAUGAACUGGAAAGUAAGUCUCUGUGAUGCAUAUAAGCUAUUCUUCUAUGCAUAAAGAUGGUGGUAUGAUUUGUUGUCUUCUUUUCUUUUAUAGGAAAUUAUGCAUUCUCAAAGGCAUUUUCCCUCGAGUUCCGAAGAAGAAGGUGGAAGGAAAUCACAAGACCUAUUAUCACAUGAAAGAUAUCAUGUUCCUGGCACAUGAACCGUUGCUUGAUAAAUUCAGGUGUCUCAAUCACGCCCUUUAUCCUUUUUAUUUAAUUUCAUUAUUUUUGUUAGAAACUUGUCGUAUCAGCCCCUGAAGUUUUUAUCAUGUUUCUAAAUGGAGUUGUGUACCUAAGGCCAGAAGUUAUGGAGAAAUAAUGUGAAACGAUAUGUUGUUGUUUUUUUGAAAUUUCGCUACUUUUAGCAUCAGUUUAUUUUAACGAAGCAGUUGGCUACUACCAUGUAUUAUGCAAUUGAAAUUUGUAUUUAUUGAGAAUUUUUCGGUUGUGAGACAGAACUUAUGUUCUGUUGUGGUUGCCAUCAUCUCCACACUUUGCUCAUCUGUUUAACAUAGUUGGUUAAGAAAGGCAGCGAAAAGAUGAUUGAUUUAUGUUUUUUGUACAGUGGUAAUCUGAUUACACUUUCCAUCAUGUUUCCACAUCUAUCAUAAAUGUCUUUUGAUGUUUUGUGGUGAUGCUUCAGGGAUAUUAAGGCCUACGACAGGAAAAUAAAAAAAGCUGUGGCAAAAAAGAAUAAGGAUCUAGCUAUUCGCCUAAAGAGCCGCCGUCCGAACUACCAACUUGAUCCACUGAUUAGACAGAGGUGCAGAUCGCUGACUAUAACUAAAGACUUUUCGUCACAUUCAAUAAUGAUGCCUAGCUGUCAUAUUUCCCGUUGAUAUAGGUACCCAAGGUUCAUUGACGCAUUACGGGACCUGGACGACUGCCUUACGAUGGUGAACCUCUUUGCUGCUUUACCGGCUACUGAGAGUACACGCCUUGAUGUUGAGAGGAUCCACAACUGUCGCAGGUUGACUCUAAAUACAAUUGUCAUUAAUAUUCUAUUGGCUUUAUUUUUCGGCAUGUUCUUUUUCAAUGAAAUUGGACGAGCCAUGAUAAUUUCCUGAUGCCACUAUAUCUUCUUCUUGCUCUCUUUUUGACUCGUUAGAAACCCAGGUGUCGGAUGGGCAGCAUAUAGCUGCCUCUUUUUCUUUUUUUUUCCAUUAUUGGAACUCUAUUUUGAAAAGGAUGUGCGAUAGGCAUGUGUUCCUCUUACUAUUUUCUCUGGACAACGAAUGGUCGAUAUUUAAAAUGGUCUCAUCUUGCAGGUUAAGUCACGAAUGGCUGGCCUAUGUUGCUCGAACACACAGCCUGAGGAAGACUUUCAUAUCUGUGAAAGGUAUAUAUUAUCAGGUAAGAUGGACAAAUUGUACCCACAAUGCAUUGUGAAAUUCACAAUAUAUCUUUUUUAUGCACUGAGUAUGGUUCAUUAUCGUCUAUUUCGUUUAUGCAGGCAGAGAUUGAGGGUCAGAAAAUUACGUGGCUAACCCCUCAUGCAUUACAGCAAGUAGUCCCUGAUGAUGUCGACUUCAAUGUGCUGCUUACCUUUUUGGAAUUCUAUGAGGUAAAGCCACUUUCUUCCCCUCUUUCUUUCCUCAGCGUUUCGGACCUCAAUUUUUUUUUUUCAAUUUUCGUGGAAAAUGGCCUUCAACAUCUGUCUAGACUUGUAUGGAUGAGUGGUCAUAGUGUGAAUUCUAUAAUCAAUCUAGUCGAGCAACUGAAGGAUCAUAGUGUGUAAAAUGAUUUGCUUACAGAUUUUGCAACUUGAAUAUAAAUCUUGGGGGGGAACCAAUUCCCGUGAGCUUUAAAGAAUGUAAUUUCAAGAGUUUUAAUCUAGUGGUAGAAUUAUCCCACCUUGAGCCAAAAAGAUUCUUUUUUAGAAGGAAGAAUCAUGUUGCAGUGCUGAAAUGUUAAAUUCUUUUCCGUUGGUGGUUUACCAUUUGUGGUGUGAUGCACAGUGUAUACAUUAUUUUCUAGAGCAGCUUUUACUAAGAAAUGAAUGUACCUUCACCUUUAUUCUAUUGCUGUAUACUCUUCAUACUUCACCCUGAUUCACUGGUUAUCAUUUGAAUCCUUGACACGAUGGCGUAUUCACAGCGUACAUCAACUGCUAAGUGGAAAAUGUGCUAUGUUUUUCUUGAUCUUGGGAAUGGAAGUGGUAACCCUGACAAGUAGUUUUCUUACUAUCUUCUUAAAGCGGAUAGCUGAGGUUCUCUUCAUUUUCCCUGCCAAAACAGUGAGGGAGCCAGAUAAGUAAUCUCAGUGAUGUAUCUGUGUUCACCUCAAAUGUUUGAUGGAAGUUGGGUAGCCAUAAGACGGGUUCACUGAUCAUUCCCAGUUUGAGGUUAUCAAAGGUUUGUUAGAACUCGGGCAUUUAUUGCCAAUGCACACCUUUCUUCAUGAGGUCUGUUAACAGGCCACUUAUUGAUGCAGAUAACCUCGAAAAACUUGUAAUAAUUAACCAGCAACCACUUAUUGAUGGUGUGGACCUUGGCAGGGUCCACUCUCACACCAUCCCACCCCACUGUGGUCAGAGGAUGCUUCUUCAAGUGUAAAUUCACAAUUUUCUUGUUUGAAUAACGAUGUGUGCUCUCAACUCAGAAAGCGCUUCUCAGAGGUGAUCUUAUAUGCUCCUCUAAAAGCUUCGGUGUUAGACCAAGAUUUCAUCAAGAUAAACAACAACAAGCCAAUUGAUGAGCUAUUAGGAUUAGUUGAUUAUUCCUGAUUAACUUCCCAAUAUACCUCCAGCUUUUCUGUCCAAAUGGUUCGUUCUUGUAAAGUGUGAAGUUAUUAUCAUUUUUAUCAUCUUUUGAUGAGAGGUAAUUGGAAGGGCGUGUAUUCUAUCUUGUAAAUGGAAAUAAAAGGGAGUUGUUUUUUUAAUUUGGAACUAUUUGUCCAUAAGACUGAUUUUUAGUGCAUUUCUCGUUACUGAUAUCUAUAUUUUGCCAUAACUUCAGUGGUCUAGUACUUCAAUAUUAUUUUGAUGAGAGCUGCUUUCUCUCCCGUGAAAUAUUUUAUUUAAAUAAUGACAUUUCAUGUAUCGGAACUGUUGCUAAGUUAUUUCUAAGAAGUUGUCUAUCGUUUAUAUUGUUAAUGGGAAGCUUGUAAACUCAGAUUUUGUAAUUAGUAUGAAAAUAGGUAUUUUUCGUAUAGAUUUUAUUUCAGUGAGAUUAAACUAGAGGAAGCUUAUUUCUUUUCAUACUUCCUGACAAUCAUCUGGAUGCUUUUAUCAAUCAUUGAACUAUUUAAUAAGCUCUCUCUAUCUAGUCAGUUUUCCUAACCUCCAUUCUUUUGCAGACUCUUCUUGCCUUUGUUAAUUUUAGGCUUUACCAUUCAAUAAAUGUGGAGUAUCCACCCAUACUGGACCCUUUUCUCGAAGCUGAAGCUGCAGGUAUUUUUUUUUCCAGUGCCUGAGGGAAUAGUUCAAAUUGGAUCGUUUAUAUCAUACUCUUCUUCUUCAUUAUGUUUACCUGUUUCGUUGUCCCGAGCACACUUUAUGCCAUGAUUGACCUUGUUCCGUUGUGUAGAUCUGUUUGCAUUGUAUCGAUUUUUUUCUGCCGGAUCAAGACGGACGUUUGGGAAUUCUCAAAUCGGUGGAUCUGAGGAACAGAAUGAAGUUCGACUACUUCCUGCCAGUGAACCGGGAGCACUGAUGCAUCUUGUUGAGAACGCUAGUGUGGAUGACAAGGAUGACAAGGAGACGAAAGAAUGCAAGUCUCUUUUCAAAAACCUGAAAUUUUUCUUGGGUCGUGAGGUGAGAGCCUGAUUUCUUUUGGUAUUGUGUGACUUGGUGUUUUCAACACAUGCCGUGGGUAAUUUUUUUGUUGGAAACCCGUAUCUCAUUGUGGAUUGCUUUUUCUUUUUUUCUUUUUUAUUUUUUUUAAAAAAACAGGUUCCGAAGGACUCAUUGCUCUUCAUCAUCCCUGCCUUUGGAGGGACUGUCUCUUGGGAGGGUGAUGGUUCGCCUUUUGGAGAGACUGAUGAAGGCAUUACCCAUCAGGUAGGUGCAUGCCCCUUUUGGCCCUCCAGCAGUUUUACUCUCGAUUUGUAUUUCAAAUGAGGCUCGUUAAGAUCACCACGUCUCUCAGUUAUUUUGAUAAUUUUUUAUCUGUUGCCAGUAUCAUUAUAGCAUGAAAAAUUGACGCCUAAAUAGGCAAAUCUUAAGCAUAGUUUCUUAGCAUCUGUGGGACAUAUGCUUAUGCUGUGAUGAUCAUUACUAUAUCCCAUUCACCAUGAAAUGUGGAUAUAUUCCCACCUUCUGCGCAUAGCAUUAUUACAUGCGACCUCUGCGACAACAAAGCAUCCAUCAGCUUCAAUAGCGUCAGCUGUCAGAUUCCGUGUUUCUUCGCUGGUGCUUUUCGUACCGGGACGCUUUUGGCUUAUAUUCUCAUACUUUGAUGUUUCAGAUUGUUGACAGACCCAGUCAGGGUCAUGUCUAUCUCUCCAGAGAGUAUGUUCAACCGCAGUGGAUAUAUGAUUGUGUGAAUGCUCGGAUUAUCCUGCCAACAGAAGCGUACAUGGUUGGGAGGUACUCGAGGGGCAUCUUCUUCUUUCUUUUUCUUUUUCUUUUUUCUUUUUCUUUUUCUCGGAUCAUUUUUACAUUAAAGUGCAUGGUUCUGGUUAUUCCGGUGCAUCAUCAUAUAAAAGUUGGUCAACAUCUGAAUUCGAGAACCAAUUGCUGUUUGGUAGGGUCCCUCCACCACACCUAUCACCUUUUGUUGACAAUGAGGCCGAAGGCUAUGUGCCCGAGUAUGCAGAGACAAUCAAACGGUUGCAGUCUGCAUCAAGGAGGCGAGUUCUACCCGUGCCAGGAACGGAUGAUGGAGACUUGGACGACCCACAGCAUCUGCUGGCUGAAGGCGUCAUCGACCGCACUCAAGCCCAGGAGGCUUCUGAGAAAAAGCAAGAGGUAUAUAAAUAGAUAAACACAAGCCAGUCAGCUGUUUGGAAAUUGCGCAGAUUGCACGGGGGAUUUGACAGAGACGGAUCAAAUGUUGGCCGUAUUUUUUUGUUGCAGCUGAUUAAGCUCGAGAAGCAGUACCAUGACGAGCUGAACAUGGAGCUUCAGGGAAUCAGCUAUUCUGAAUCUUUAUUAUCGAAGAAGGCAGAAAGCAGCAGCAUUGGGGCGGAGGAAAAGCUGGAGGAUGGCUUGGAUGCCGAGGAGAUGGCAGCCACCGAUGCCACCAGCAUGUCCAAGGUUGUCAUGUCGCGUAAGAAGAGGAAGCUCUACGAGGCGAUGCAGGUAGAGCCCGCCCGCCUCCCUCUGCUCUUCUUCUCUGCUUCCCGAUCCGUCUUGCUAUCUGCAGGAGGAGAUUGGACGAGAACCCAUCUGGGACAUAGCUGUUUUUUUUUUUUAACGAAAUGGGGAGUUGAUUCUUCUUGCCUCUCCACCACUUGUUUCGCAGAUAAGCAAGGAACGGAAGAGGUCGGGUGUGAAGCUCCUGAAGGAAAGGAAGAAGAAGGCAGAGCAGUCCUCGGCGCCGUGA